Messenger RNA from Thecamonas trahens ATCC 50062, 1322 nucleotides. RefSeq lists its product as uncharacterized. The coding region runs from base 739 to 1308 and encodes 189 amino acids. The record is from RefSeq and is a predicted model, not a curated record. Lineage: Eukaryota; Apusomonadida; Apusomonadidae. The transcript has a single exon.
CGUCGUCAAUACAUGCAGAGCGGACGUAUGGCUAGUGUUCAUGUAGAGAUUAAGGCCAAACGUGUUGCGCGGACUUGUAUGAGCGAGCAGAGGCGGUAGAGCGAGUUGCCGAGGAAGGUGCCUGUGGGCAAGCGCGGGGCUGUGGUGGGCGCGAGGCUGGUCAAGCUGGAGAAGGACAUGUGAGCGUCUCCAGUGCGGAGGAGGGGGAUGCAUCCUGAGAUGGAGGAGGUACUGAACUGGAAGUUGGUGUCGGCUGAGGGAAAGAUGAUGCUGUCCGGGUGGUUCUCGGUUGACGAGGUGAGGGCGAUCUGGGUUGUGUUGGCGACCGGCGGCGAGGAGGUGCUGGACGAGAUGCGACAGCUGAAGAAAGGGGGAAGGGGAUGGGCGGACGGUGUCGCCGUUCAAGGGUUCGUGGAACGUGGAUCCGCGGACAGAGGCAGCUGUGCAGGCGGAGAUGGGAAGGGCGGUGCAUCGUGGGGAUCGGCUGGCCGGGCCGGAAGGGGUAGCGUCGCUUGCGCCUCGGCUGGACGAGUAUCUGGUGGAGGGGAGGCCGAUGAGGGUGGUGCUGGACAAGAAUGCGGGAAUACAUCCUGAUUUCACGGAUGUGUUCUACAAGUCGCUGCAUUCUGGCUGGUAUGCUGUGCGCAAGCUGGAGGUUGUGGCGCAUCUGCUUGUCCAGUCUGUGCUGAACGGGAGCCCGCUGGAUGGUGAUGUGGACACGCAAGUGAGCGAAAGUCGAUGGGAGGGGGAGAUACCUGCUGUGGAUUCGCGGGAUGUGGAAGAGCAGGCGAAGAGCUGGCGCUGAGCGAGGCCGAGCGGGAGGCCAAGCGGACAGAGUACGCUGCUGCUGCGGCGGAACGGGUUACGAAGCGAGGGACAGCGACAACGAGUGGCUUGGAUGGGAGGGUGGAGGUGUGUGAUGGCGAUCCGCGGGUGAUGGGGCUGUCGCGGGCUAUGGAGAUGUGGUCGUAUGGGGCGGGACUAGGGGAUCGGUGGCCUGUUGGUGAGUGGAGCAGGGUGACGCUGGAUGGGUUUGAGGUCGAUGGAGCCAAGCUGAGCGCGAGCUUGAUGAAGGAGUAUGGACGGCAUCCGAUGGAUCCGAGCGCGGUGUGUUAUCGUGUUAGGGCUGACGGACAGAGAUGCGGGGCGUAUUGGUUGCGGACGGCCUCGCGCAGCGCCUUGCGCAGCAUGUUGCGGAGGAAGGUGAUGUUGCCGAUGGCGACGACCGGACGUGGCGGAAGAGAUAGCGACGUCGAGCGGGUAUCUGGGCCGGCGGCGAGGAGGUGCUGGACGAGCUGCAGCAGCUAAAGAAAAGAGGAAGG